AUGUCCUCCCUCCGCAAGUCAGCUUGUCAUUCCUGCGUCGCCGCCAAGCGACGGUGUGACAAGAGUCUUCCGGCUUGCCUGCGCUGUCGCCAGAAAUCGCUCAAUUGCCAGUAUUCGUAUCCGCCUAAUACUCCUUCCACUCAACCAGAGGAAUACGAGCAGCUACCAGAACUCCAAUCUGGGACAGACAACGGGCUCGCGUCAUUCCAAUGCGAUGAUGCUUUAAUAAUCAACCCCGACGCAAGCAGCGAUUGGGAUCAAGGAGUUAUCUCAGAAUUGCUUUCUUUGGAUAGCGCUAGCUGGGACGGAUUUAUCCAAUCGAUCCCAAUUGAGGAUCCGACGCCCCUCCAAAAACGGGUCCUCGAGUUCUGGCCACGGGUAGAUGAUCUUCAAACGUGGAAUUUCUGCACUCGCGCCUUCAUGUCAUAUAUAGAUAUGUUUGUGCAACACGGGUCUAAUUCAUUUAUUCGCCAUGCACAAGAGCCGAGGCUGCGCACCGCCUUCGCAGUUUGCGCCGCUUUCAAGGCCCGGACAGAUGAGAAUCAAAGAGUCGUUCAGCAGUUGAUAGAUACUGAGGUGGAGAGGCUAGCCACAGACGCUCGACGCUGUUCAUUUGUGGAGAAGCUAGCUACACUACAGGCUCUGAUACUUUAUUAUACCCUGAUGUUAUUUAGUGGGGAUAUACACCUCCAGUUCAUGGCCGAGAAGCAAGAACCUCUGCUGGGCCAGUGGACAGUUGAGCUGAAGGAUGCUGACUCACCGGCAGUAUACGAUACAGCAGAAACCUGGGAGCUGUACGAGAGCGCACGACGGACCGUCGUAAUCUCAUAUCUACUCCGCGGGGUUUACCACGUUUUGAAAUACAAAACAUGGCACUUGAUCGGCGACCUAGUCGGUCUGCCCGUUUCUUCAAGGUCGCAGUUUGGUUGGCAUAGGCGUGAACCUCAAUCGCUUCCAGCAGGGCCAAACUCGGUGCACGUCGUCUCGUAUCAUGAGUUCGUGAAAGAGUGGGAGGUUGGCCAUAUGUCGAACGUCGAUGACUUUGGACAGUUGCUUUUAGUUGCCUGUAAAGGCGUCGGGCCCGUGAAACAGCGGAAUCUUACGAAUCCUUCAUCGAGUCCGAACGCUCAUUAG
Penicillium lagena is the source of this 1134-nucleotide messenger RNA. Its product is annotated as Zn(II)2Cys6 transcription factor domain-containing protein. NCBI's taxonomy places the organism in Eukaryota, Fungi, Ascomycota, Eurotiomycetes, Eurotiales, Aspergillaceae. The coding region runs from base 1 to 1134 and encodes 377 amino acids. The record is from RefSeq and is a predicted model, not a curated record. Gene Ontology annotation, biological process: regulation of DNA-templated transcription. Gene Ontology annotation, molecular function: zinc ion binding; DNA-binding transcription factor activity, RNA polymerase II-specific. The transcript has a single exon.